This is a messenger RNA of Aspergillus sclerotioniger CBS 115572, 783 nucleotides long. RefSeq lists its product as uncharacterized. Bases 1 to 783 code for a protein of 260 amino acids. The transcript has a single exon. NCBI's taxonomy places the organism in Eukaryota, Fungi, Ascomycota, Eurotiomycetes, Eurotiales, Aspergillaceae. The record is from RefSeq and is a predicted model, not a curated record.
AUGCCCCCCAGCAGUUCGUCUUUCACGGCGUUGAACUUGCCAUCGACAUUCUCUCUGCCCCAAUGCAUGGAAUACUUCACCCUCACCGCCGGUCCUAACACGGAUCUUUGGCGCAAGCCACCGAACCGGGAUACCGCAACGGCUCCUAUCGUGUUCACUUCCCUGCGGAGUGCGUUCGUAGUCGCCGAAGUCACCGUCACGGCAGACUGGGAAAUGGAAUGGGACCAGGGAGGCCUGGUCAUCUUUGCUGGAGCGGCACCUCAAUCGUUUUCAUCCGACAGUGUUCCGCUCACCUCAGGGACACGCCCGGGCCGUCAUGGAUAUCCUCAGACUGCGCGGCCCUGUAAAUGGGUCAAGGCAGGCAUGGAAUUCAGCUCGGGCACCAUGAACGCAUCGUCAGUAAGCGCAACCGCAGACGGCGCGGACUGGUGCCUUUCGCCACUUUCUAUACCCGACCGCGGGCCAUCUGCUAUGCAUUCACUGCGUAUUAAGUUAGAGCGGAUCGGACAUUCGCUUUGGAUCUGGUACCAGGUCCCGUCGGCGGUGCCGUAUGCAAUGACCCCGGGCGCCGUGAGCAGCACGUGGAAGAAGCUGCGGGAAGUGACAUGGUUCUUCUAUGGGGUGGAGGAUAAAUUUGUCCACGUGGGAGUUUAUGCUAGUCGCCCACACAGCCUGCCUCGCUCCGGAACGAUGUGGGAGAUGGUCAAUGGCCGGGGGAUGGGCGGGACGGCGUCAUCGGGCGAUGGGUUGGUCGUUGAAUUCGAAGAUCUUGAGAUUCUCUAA